ACCCCACUAGCUGGCAAUCGUUUGGUGCCUCGGAGAUAUCAGCCAUCGAGCUCUCCUACUCUCUGGGCCCCCUCGGCCAUUCCGACGAUCCUUGGUCCGCUUGCAAUUUUUGCUUCUUUUUUUAUCGUUUCCAGCAUUUGGACCCUUGCGCUUCCCUCUGGCUUUAAAAGAAUCCCAUCUUUUUUAAAUUCUCUCCGUUGUUUCUCACCAGUUUGAGGCUGUUCAAGAUCUUUGGCCUUGGAAAUUUGGCUUCUUUUCGAUUCUUUCCGGUGUUUUGGCGCUUGUGCUUCCCUGCAGCUUUAUAAAGAUCCCAGCUUUUCCAUUCUCUCCAUUGUUUUCGAUCAGUUUGAGGCUGUCUCCAGGAUUUUUGGUGUUCGAAAUUUUGUAUCUUUCGGAUUCCUCCCGGCGUUUUUGGCGUUGGUGCUUCCCUGUUUUUGGUCGGUUUGAGGCUUUUUCCAUCUUUUCAUUGUGGCAACUCCCACCUACUGUGAACUUUAUUAUUAUUAUUAUUAUUGAUUCCCGGGUUCUCUUAUUGGGCUUUUGAUUAUAUUCUAUUGGUAUGUCACCUGCUUCUGUACAAUAUAUGGGCCAUUGCUUGCUUCGUUUCUUUUAAUAUACUCUUCUGAGCUAUUGAUUCCUCCAACUUUUGUACCAUUGCUUGUGGAGAUUACCAAAUCCAAUUGCUUUUUGACCUUCUUGCAUUAGCUUUUAAGCUGAUUUUGGAGACUCUUCAUCUUCUGCUGUUAUGUUACCUGUCUACAUAUAAUCCCUCGACCAUUUCUCAAUUCUUCUGUUCUGGUGAAGUGUUAUGAUUGAACUUCCAAGAUUCGUGCAUUGUUCUGUUGAGUUGAAUUCUUCUUUGAUCUGUCGAUAUCAUGGAUGUUGUUCUCGUUCACAUUUCCGUAUGAAACUAGGCUUAUGUUUUGAUUGAGAUUUGCUGAGGCCUUUCCCUGCUGUGGCUGAAGCCAAAAGAGAGAAAUUAUGGGUUCUGCCGCUGUCCCAGUGGAUGCCAGACACCGAACAGCUGGGGCUCCUGCUGAUACAAGCAAAAGAAGAUCCCAUAGAGGAAGUGAUUUUAAAGAAGCCGACAAGUUUGUUAGCAUUCUGAUCCCCGAAAGGAGCUCAACAUGCAAGCUGCGUUCUUUGAAGGUGGUCCUGAUAAUUAUUAUAUGUGGCAGUUUUUUGAUGCUCCUACAUUCUCCCGCAAUUCAUCAUUAUGAGCAUUCCUCACACUCCAGCUCUCUGUCCAGAUUGGUAAAUGUCGGACGGAUGGGGGAGAGAAGUAAACCAAAUCUACAAUAUGAGUCGCCCUUGGAUGUUGGUUGGAUUCAGAUUUUAAAGGCCACAGAAAAGUUGGAUGGCAGAAAUGGAAGCAUGAAAGUUGGCUUACUGAAUUUCAAUGUCACUGAGAUCAACCACUGGCAGCAGCUGCUACCAGAUGCAGAAUUUUCUGUCAUACGUCUGGAUCAUGCGCAGAGAAAUCUCACUUGGGAUGAUCUGUAUCCAGAAUGGAUUGACGAGGAAGAAGAAUCUGAAGUACCUUCUUGUCCAAAACUUCCAGAGCCUAAGGUUCAAAAGGGAUUAAAAUUUGACCUUGUUGCAGCAAAGCUUCCUUGCAACAGGUCAGCAAACUGGUCAAGAGACGUCGCACGGUUGCAUUUGCAGCUCGCAGCUGCCAAAGUUGCUGCAAAAUCUGGGGGAGGCCACCACCCAGUGCAUGUGCUUCUGGUGACCAAUUGUUUUCCAAUCCCAAACCUUUUCAUGUGCAAGAAUCGCGUCACACGGGAAGGAAAUGCUUGGCUGUACAGGCCUGACUUGAGAGUGUUAAAGGAAAAGCUGCGGCUUCCUGUCGGCUCAUGCACACUUGCAGUCCCACUCGAACCAAAAGAGCAGUCACACUCAGAUGCAAACUCAGAUGGACCACGCCGAGAAGCAUAUGCCACCGUGCUUCACUCCGAACUAGAAUAUGUCUGCGGUGCAAUAGCUGCAGCACAAAGCAUCAGAUUAACAGGAUCGAAGAGAGACCUAGUAAUACUUGUUGAUGAAACAAUAACUGACCAUUACAGAAGUGGCCUUGCAGCUGCUGGGUGGAAGGUAAGAACGAUCCAAAGGAUCCGAAAUCCAAAGGCUGAACCCGAAUCCUACAACGAGUGGAACUACAGCAAAUUCCGGCUCUGGCAGCUCACAGAUUAUGAUAAAAUCAUUUUCAUUGAUGCCGAUCUUCUCAUCCUACGAAACAUCGAUUUCUUAUUCACAAUGCCAGAAAUCACUGCAAUAGGCAACAAUGGAACUCUCUUUAACUCUGGCGUGAUGGUCAUUGAGCCUUCAAACUGCACGUUUCAGUUGUUAAUGGAUCAUAUCGAUGAGAUAGAGUCCUACAACGGUGGGGACCAAGGCUACUUGAAUGAGAUAUAUACAUGGUGGCACCGAAUCCCGCAGCACAUGAACUUCUUGAAACAUUUUUGGGAAGGUGAUGAAGAGGAGAUCAAAGAGAUGAAAACCCGUUUAUUUGGUGCUGAGCCACCUGUUAUCUAUGUUCUUCACUACCUGGGCUUGAAGCCAUGGCAGUGCUUCCGGGACUAUGAUUGCAACUGGAAUUUGGACAUAAUGCAGGAGUUUGCAAGUGAUGUUGCGCAUGCAAGGUGGUGGAAAGUGCAUGACACCAUGCCAGAAUAUUUACAGAGUUUUUGUCUUCUAUCAACAAAGAGGAAAGCUUCCUUGGAGUGGGAUAGGAGGCUGGCAAAGAAGGCAAAUUACUCUGAUGUCCACUGGAGACGUAAAAUAAGCGAUCCUCGACGACAUAUCUGCUUCGAAGAAUACUGUUACUGGGAGAGCAUGUUGUGGCAUUGGGGUGAUCCAAACUAUGAUGACAACCCUAGCACAUCCAAGGCCACUGCAAAACAACGUAGCAUGUAGCUUGUAAUUUGUAAUUUUUCUCCUUGCUCUUAUCAUCAUUCUCUCUCUCUUUUUUCCUUCAUUUUUCAUAAAAAGAUGGCUGAUGUUGAGUUUGAUCCUGUUUCUAAAUUUUAAACUAACGAUGCCCUCCAUACAUUUAAUGCCAAUAAUUAGAGUGAUAACAUAUUCGGUCACAUAUACUGUUCA
This is a messenger RNA of Phoenix dactylifera (date palm), 3102 nucleotides long. RefSeq names its product putative UDP-glucuronate:xylan alpha-glucuronosyltransferase 3. Gene Ontology annotation, molecular function: glycosyltransferase activity. NCBI's taxonomy places the organism in Eukaryota, Viridiplantae, Streptophyta, Magnoliopsida, Arecales, Arecaceae. The record is from RefSeq and is a predicted model, not a curated record.